AUGCAUGCAAAACACUUGCUCAUUUCCUCUGGAUUGGUUGAAAUUUGUUGGGCCAUAGUGUUGGGUUGGUAUCUUGCAUUGUCUAUUAUUGCCAGACCAAGGAAAAUUCCUCCUUUCAAUAAUUUUCGUCGAGUUUUGCAGGCACACAUUGAUUAUAUAUUGAUGGGAAUGUUGCAGAUGGGUGUGGCUGUGGCUACGAGUGAUGUGAUGGUUCUUCCUGAUUGGGUUGUAAAGAUGUUUGUGUUUGGAGCUUGGGCAAAUGCUAGCUCGUUUUUAAUUUUUGCAGUUUCUGAAGAUUAUGUGAAUUAUAUGGUGGUAAAGAUAUUUUCAGUGAUUAGUUUUCUUUCGUUGACAAUUGUAUUUCCUUAUAUAGCCAUGGAAUAUAUUUCAAAGACUAUGGAAUGA
Naegleria gruberi is the source of this 405-nucleotide messenger RNA. RefSeq lists its product as uncharacterized. Bases 1 to 405 code for a protein of 134 amino acids. NCBI's taxonomy places the organism in Eukaryota, Heterolobosea, Eutetramitea, Acrasida, Naegleriidae. The record is from RefSeq and is a predicted model, not a curated record. The transcript has a single exon.